AUUGACCAAAGGACAGAUAUCAAGUCGGACUCGCUGAAAGAGGGAGACAAGCACAGAGGCAUCUUUCUGACCGUUACCACUUCUGCUGCUCAGCUGAGAGGGAAAAAACACCCUUCACUCCCACCUUAGAGGAAUUCAGGAUUGUUGGAGCUCAUUCCAGCAGCUUUCUGGAGCAUUAUAGGAACAAGAGAAGACCUCCCUCCCUCUUAUCACCGAGCCGCUGGGAGGGGUCGCACAGGGUCACCUGACCAAACUGGACCACGAGCAAUGAGAAAGAGGUUGUAGCCAAACACAGGUAGUUCAGCGAGUGUUUUAAGUGAGACACAUGAAAAGGGGAGAGAGUUUCUUGGCAGGCCACAGGAUCUCGUAAAAGACAACAAUACGUCUUGGACCUUUCUGAACUGCCUGCAUUCAACCCCCCACUCCCUCCCCCACUCUGUGAACGCAGAAACCCCCCAUCCUGUACUGUAUGUAUAUAUGUGAGCAUCUGUGUGCAUAUGAGAUUAUUUAUUGAUGUUCACCGAGUGAGAACAUAUCUUUGUGCUGAAGUUCUAACUGUCAAUGUGUGUGAAUAUAUGUUUCUGUAACUAGACGUCAGAGACAGCACAAGAAUCAAUCUUAAAGUCAUCAACACUGGUUCGGUUCUGUAAGCCGGACUGUUAAAUCAUCCACUUAUAAGCUGUGACAGAGUGAGAGCUGCAGGUUGUGCUGCUCUGGCGGAGCUCCACUAUCUGUCUUCCCCUCAUAAAGACUCAGGCUGACAGGAGCGUACACCAGGGGGGGUCUCUGAGGGAAAACAUGGAGGCAACCAUCCGUCCCCAUGUCCCUUCAAAUGGCUGACUUCAGAGAAGGAGCCCAAUCCGUUUCCCCCUGAGCAGAACCAGGCAGAGGCAUCCAGCGCUGAUCUCUCUCUCACCACCACCUCCACGAAACGUGCGGAUGUCCUGCCUCAGGCGUCAGCCCGUCACCAUCCCUAUGGACACCGUCAAGAUCAUCCAGUCGGAGAAGUUCCCCAGAGAGUGCCCCGUGCCCGUCACGCAGCCACGCUAUGCCCCGCCACCCAGAGUGGCGUGGGACGGCGGAGGCGAGGGCGAGAUAAUCGUCAACCAGGCCUGCAGCGACCUGACCCUGGACAUAGCAGUGUCUCCCAGGCCGAUGGUGUCCACCCCGGCCCCUGUGACGCGCAGGGAGCAGAGCUUCCUGGCGCAGCGCAAAACCAGUGCCAAUGAAAUCUGCUACCACCAGUUCCAGUACAAGAUGGAGGACGUCAUAGUCAACCAGUACGUGCUGCGCUCCUCCUCCACCUCCUCUUCCACUUCCUCCUCUUCCACUUGCUCGGGACCCGUCAUGCCCUGCGAGCCCCUGGACUGCCCCACCUGCGGCCACACCUACAACUUCGCCGGCAAGCGUCCGCGUAUCCUCUCCUGCCUGCACUCGGUGUGCGAGGAGUGCCUGCAGAUCCUUUACGAGUCCUGUCCCAAGUACAAGUUCAUCUCCUGCCCCACCUGCCGGCGCGAGACGGUGCUUUUCACUGACUAUGGCCUGGCUGCUCUGGCCAUCAACACCAGCAUCCUGAGCCGCUUGCCCUCUGACCCCAACGGGCCUGUGCAGUGGGGCGGGGACGCCGACCGCAGCUGCUACCAGACUGUGCGCCAAUACUGCCAGUCAGCCUGCACCUGCCAGAUCGCCAACCCCUUGUCCUCCUGCGGCAUCAUGUAGGCAAGGGGGGGCACUGCAGGUAUGACUCAACGUUGGCCCCCCAACACCACUCUUAUCGUCUAUAAGCUCGACCCUUUCUGCCAAUUCCUUCCCCGUCACACACACAUACAGUAAAUAAAUCCCUCCACAGAUGUUAUCUCUAUAUAUUUAAUAGCACAGAUGGAUGCUAUGUGGGACUAAUGGAUGCUGGUGGUUCGAUAAAUAGUAAAUACAUGUAUUUUAUGUAUGGACUGGAAUCCUAUUCACCCUCUCUUGUUUGGUUGGACGUGUUUGUCAUUGACAUCUCUUUACAUGGGAAUGCCAGGGGAGGUCUGUCCCCCCCAACCUCGGUGAAUAAAGAUUAAAUAAUGAUAAA
Messenger RNA from Paralichthys olivaceus (Japanese flounder), 2074 nucleotides. The record is from RefSeq and is a predicted model, not a curated record. NCBI's taxonomy places the organism in Eukaryota, Metazoa, Chordata, Actinopteri, Pleuronectiformes, Paralichthyidae.